AGUAUCACUGGAAAAUCACUUCUUGUUGGUUUCAUCCAAGAAAACAAGGCACAACUCAUUCUCAAUACAAUUGGUAUUGGGUAUGCUACGGUGAUUCCACAAGGUGCUAUUCAUUUCGUACAAAACUUAGAUUGUGCCAACUCUACACAACUCGAUGCCUACAACUAUGAAGAUCCUGGUCUAUUAACACUCGGCUUGAAUAUGUUUCGUUUUCCUGAUAGUCCAUUAUCUGCUGGUUUUGGUGAAACUGACGAUUAUAUUGAUAACUUAAGACAGGCAAUUCCUAAUUAUCCUUUGGAUGUAAACAUGGAUUGCAGAAAAAAAUGUGGAUUAUCUGCAAAUAAAUGGUAUAGAACAUGGAUACCAUGUGCAGGAAUUUGUAUUGGUCUGGUGAUCAUUGGUAUUGUUGGUGGGGUAAUCGUCCUCUCACUUAUUCCUACGUAUUUAUCUACAAAGAAUAUCACUGUUAAAAAUAAAUUAUCAGAUCCAAUUAUUAUUACAUAUAGAAGUGAUAUGAUCAAUGGUUAUACAUCAACAAUAACUGAUUUACAAGCAUUAUCAAAAUCUGUUGGUAAUGCAUUACAUCUCCCUGAGAUUACUAAUCUUGUUGCGCAAUUCUAUCCAACGAAUGGAAACUUCACUGGUAGAAAAAAAAGAGAUGUUCAAGGUGAUUUGAUGAAUAUUCAAUUCUCAUUAAAAUAUCCGAUAUAUUGUCCUACUGAUAAUUGUCAUAAGAAAGUUAUUGACGAAGCACUUGUACAUAUCCAUGUACUCUACACUACUUUUACUGUACCAAUCAGCUUUAAUGAUGGUCAGACUUUCAUGGUUCGAUUGAGUUUAUGUGCAGUUGGUUCUCUUUCAUUAGAACAAUGUUAUACACCACAAGAUCAAGUUUGUGAUGCCGCUGCAUGCAAUACUCCUCUGACAGGAUUGCAGAAUUCGAAUCGUUUCACUUCCUCCGACUAUGUCAGAAAUCUUCUCGACCCUACCUUUUGGGUAAAUACUCCUGGCGGUAAUGUUAGUUAUUUUAAUCUUAGCACAACACCCGCCUUAGCUGGUAUUGGUAUUGCUUUCUCAUUAGCUAUGUUAGAACCUUGUGGUAUCAUUCUACCUCAUAUACAUCCUCGAGGCUCCAAGGGCAUUUAUAGUAUCACUGGAAAAUCACUUCUUGUUGGUUUCAUCCAAGAAAACAAGGCACAACUCAUUCUCAAUACAAUUGGUAUUGG
Adineta steineri is the source of this 1226-nucleotide messenger RNA. The record is from the annotation of a GenBank genome assembly. Lineage: Eukaryota; Metazoa; Rotifera; Eurotatoria; Adinetida; Adinetidae.